AGAAACAAAAAAAGGGUUUACAGUACAUACGAUCAUUAGCAUUAAGUUCAGACAGGAUAGAAAUCUAAGAAUAGGGAGGACUAAAGAUUUUCUGAGAGGAAGUGUUUCGUAUUACUCUUGAAAUACAUACUAUUAUUUGGCUUUUUUUCAAAUAUUUACUUUAAUACCAUCAAAUGUGAGAAAAUUUCUCUUAAAUGUGUAGGUAUUAACGAUAUCCGAUUGCAAGACACACCCUCCCUGGUUUGCCAUCGGCAACCCACAACAAAACUGUUCACCCUCUACCAUAUUCACGAUAUAAUCAAACGUACAUUCAAAAUUUGCAAGUUGUACGGUGUUAAAGUUCGUGGACCCAUGGCAAAUAUCAGAGACUGGAGGCUUGAUAUCGGCGGCUGAAAUUACUAUGAGCAGCUAAUUCCUUUUCCGUUCAGCUAAUCCCCUAGAGAAUGCUCCAUGCACCUUGUUUGCAAAUCUAAAGAGGUCUGUGGCUAAAGGGCUCGGACGCGAAAUGAAUAAUGUUCACAGCUAUAAGGCUAAAGUUUGGAUGCAAAGUGACGUAAGUCCAUAUUGCCAUUGAGCUGUUGAUAUUGCGUAAUCAAAUAAAGCAAGGACAUAAUUUGAUAAAAUAGCGAAAAGACUUCACCAGACAGGCUUAACAAAGGUAGAACAAAGAGUGAUUUUCUGCAAUAUCCUGGCCACGGACAGAACAAGCCUCCAGAGAAGUGCGAAGUACGUUCUGCAACGAGAAUAACGGAAUCAAACAUGAUCAAACGAAGUAUCUUCGGGGCACGGUCACCGCUUUUUCUGAUCGCAGCUGUUAUGGUUGUUUUUUUUGAAGCAGAUAUUUCUGUUUCAGCAAAAGCUGACAGAGCCUUGUUUGCCUUCUCUGUUCGAAACACUCGCUCCAUCGAAUUAGAAUGUGCCAAUCGACUAGAUGAACGAUCGUGCAAUUACCUGGCAAAUAAUGGAUACUGCAAUCUACGGAGAGAAAGCAUGGAGCUUUAUUGCAGAAGAGCGUGUAAAAUGUGCACCGAUCCACCUUGCCAUAUCUCAAAAUAUGGUUGCUGCUUCGACAAUACAACACUAGCAAGAGGACCAAACAUGCUUGGUUGCAAUGAUGACUGCAAAGACCAUCUCGGGAAAUCGUAUUGUACGAAUCUAAAAAGGAGUGGUAAAUGUUACGAAGACCAUGAAAAAGCCAUACGGGAGUGUGCUGUCACUUGUGGAUAUUGCAGACCAUGUGAAGAUGAAGACCCAGUUGGAUGUAUGUUUGCAGCCAAAUACAACGGAUGUUCUUUGAAAAGGGGUGAAAUGACAAAUAUAUGCAGAAAGUCUUGUGAUGCCUGCGGUAAGAAAGACCCUUGCUUUGAAUUUUCCUGCCCAAAAGGCUCGGUCUGCAUGGUUGACGAGAACAUGAGACCAUUUUGCAAAUGUCAUGGUCAUUGUCAUCCUGGAGAUCAUUACACGGGCAUCUUGUGUGGAAGGGACGGAAAAGAAUACAAAAAUAUUUGUGAACUAAAAAAAGUCAAUUGCGGACACCACAGUUUGAGCCGCAUUACUGUGAAGAACUUCGGAAAAUGCCAAUCUCGGGGUUUUGCCGCUUCCGACAAGCGACAACUUUGCAGCAAAAAGGAACCGGUCCUGUGUAGAAAUUGGGCUGCUCGAGGCUAUUGCAAAACGCGGUUGCAAAUUUUAAGAAAAAUGUGUCCUGUAUCCUGUCACGUAUGCGCUGCUCAAGCUUCGAAACCCUCUUGCCACUACACCAAAUUUGGUUGUUGCCUAGACAACAAGACUCCUUGUAAAGGAACAGAUUAUAAAGGAUGUCCAAAAUUUCCUGCCUGUAGAGACUUUGCCAAAACAUUCUGCAAAAGAUUUGUCCCUGUUUGUGGUUCAGACAAUCACAAAGGAAGGAUGGCUCUGUAUUGCCCCAAAUCGUGUGAAAUAUGCCAUUAAAUGAAUGCAUUGGUGAAGCUAGCUGAUAAUAUUAAUGCUGUGCAAUGGAAUUUGGAACAUCGGUCCACAAUUUCGUUGCAGAUUCAGUACAAAGAAAUGUGGUAGAUGGGCCUAAUUCGAAUAUCGUUUGAUGCCUAUUAUACAAGUAGAUGUAGAAGAGACUAGCUCUCAACCAUGAAGUAGCUUACAUUUUUGUUGAGAGGGUAAAUGUGCUCUCAAAUUGAUAUUGUUGGGCGUUCAAAGGAACAUUUGUGCACCAAGUUCCUUUUCGUACAUGACUUCAUGUCAACAAGAGAACCCAUUUGGUUACACUCAGUCCUGUUAUAGUUUUGAGGAGAAGUUUGAGGAGGAGAGUUCAUAUUUUUUGAGACAGGAAGUAAAAGGCGUCAGUUCAAGAUACAACCAGUUCUUUAAAGAAAGUUUUUGCAUGAAUUUUGGUGAAGGUUUAAGUUGCUUUAUACAUCUGCUAAAAGUUUUGUGACGUUCAUCAUACAGUAAUCUUAAGUAGUGUUUGACCUGAAAUCGGCUAGACUUGUUUAGUAGGAUUCAAGGGUCAUUCAUGAAUUCGAUUUCUUCAUAAAUAUCAAUCGAAGCAGACUUAGAUCAUUUAGAGAUAUAUAGAUCCUACAUCAGGAAAACAGGACAAGAUGAAUAGAAAUCCUACGAUGUCUUUACUAAAGAGAUAUGUAGUACUUAUGUUCCCAAGGGUUUUUUGUGUAAAAUACAGCUUUUCCGUUAAGCUUCGGUAGAAUUACAGUUUUAAGAUGCCACUUUAAAUUUUAUAUUAUGAAAUCAUAAUUUUUAAGACGCCAAUAAUGAUAAUGAUGAUAUAGAAUUUCUUCUAAUUAAAGACUCGUUGCUAACAAUGAGCCAUUGCGCUACGCAACCAUCCCAUAAUGCAUUUUUAGACAGUCGGAAAUCAAUUUUGAUUAAUCCGUAGAAGUUUACUGGCAUUGUUUGGAUCGUCGCCACGCUCGCAAAGGCCCAUUGUUAGCAAUGAGUCUUUAAGGUGGGAACUGAAAAUAUGAAUGGGGCCUUUAAGAUGCCCUAAAUUUCUGACGAUACUGUUUUCUGCUGUUCCUAUUGUUUUGCAAAGUUAUAGGUUUUUAGAGAGCUUUUUAAGUAAGCCUUUCCUAUUCUCUGUUAACUUUUAAGUCUCAAGGAAAACAGCUUUUCGUUAGAAGGAAGCGUCAGAAUUUUGAAAAUCCCAACUCUUUGUUAAUUUAAAUAUUUUGCUUUUUAUCAUAUAUUUAUAUGCCAUAGACAAUUAGUUUUUUUUCUUGAUAAUUGUAAAGUAAUUUUUUGGCUUAUCGUUGCCACCAAAAUCCCUUUUUAUUUUGAUAACCAA
Molecule: messenger RNA, 3298 nt
Organism: Rhopilema esculentum
Lineage: Eukaryota; Metazoa; Cnidaria; Scyphozoa; Rhizostomeae; Rhizostomatidae
Molecular function (GO): protein binding
Source: RefSeq, a predicted model, not a curated record